Lobosporangium transversale is the source of this 878-nucleotide messenger RNA. RefSeq names its product S-adenosyl-L-methionine-dependent methyltransferase. The record is from RefSeq and is a predicted model, not a curated record. Gene Ontology annotation, molecular function: sterol 24-C-methyltransferase activity. NCBI's taxonomy places the organism in Eukaryota, Fungi, Mortierellomycota, Mortierellomycetes, Mortierellales, Mortierellaceae. The coding region runs from base 62 to 874 and encodes 270 amino acids. Gene Ontology annotation, cellular component: endoplasmic reticulum. Gene Ontology annotation, biological process: ergosterol biosynthetic process. The transcript has a single exon.
CGCAUGGGGUACUUCUUUCCAUUUUUGCAGAUUCCGUCCGCGCGAACCCUUUCAACAGGCUAUGGCUCGACAUGAACAUUACCUUGCUGCCAAUAUGGGCAUCCAGCCUCAUCACAAGGUGCUUGAUAUUGGCUGUGGCGUAGGCGGUCCUGCUCGUGAGAUUGGUCACUUCACGGGUGCCCAUAUCACUGGCCUCAACAACAAUGACUACCAAAUCAAUCGUGCAAAGCGUUACGCAGUGACCUAUGGACUCGAGCAUAAAUCAGAUUUUAUCAAGGGUGACUUUAUGAAUAUGCCCGUUGAGGAUAGCUCGUUUGAUGCUUGCUAUGCUAUCGAGGCUACAGUUCACGCUUCGUCUUUAGAAGGUGUCUAUGGCGAGGCCUACAGGGUCCUCAAACCUGGCGGAGUCUUUGGCUGUUAUGAAUGGGUCAUGACAGAUAAAUAUGACCCUACCAAUCCCGAACACCUUCGUAUCGUCCGUGGACUCGAGGUCGGAAACGGCGUUGCAAAAAUGAUGACCGUCAAGGAUUGCCUCAAGGCUCUUGAAACAGUAGGCUUCACGAUUGAGAAGAAUAUGGAUAUGGGUGCAACAGACGACAAAAUCAAGUGGUAUUAUCCUUUGCAGGGUGAUAUUCGACAGGCCAAUGCCUUUUGGGAUUACUUGACAGUCCUCCGCACAACGACCGCCGGACGUGCCACGACCACAUAUAUGGUCAAGACCCUCGAAAAACUUGGCUUGAUUGCUCCUGGUAGUGCAAAGGUCUCAAGUAUUCUCCAAACGGCUGCUGAUUCUGUCCUUGAAGGGGCUUUGCUUGGCAUUUUUACGCCAAUGUACUUUUUCGUCGCCCGCAAACCUCUUACCGCCUUGGAGUGAAAAA